AUGGUCCCGUGCAAGCUCUCCGAGCUGCGCCCUAUCAUUUUCAACUAUCGGUCUGUCGGGAAAAAAACGGCGGAUCAUCGCGCCUCGAAUUCGCUCAUCAUCGCUUUGCGACUGCAAGCCGCGGCUUGGGAUUUGGUGCGCGAUCGCGGCGAGGCGAGACAUUUUGCUGCGACGAUCCGCCGUUAUUUUUCCGACAGACUGAUAACUCUCGGCAAACUUUCAGUCAGCGCAUUGACCCUGGGAAUGGUUAGACUCGACGAACCAUCGAGGUGCCGCUGGCCCUACUUCGCGACAAAAUCAAAUUUCUUUUCACUUCAGCCACACGAUGGCCUAAAACUAUGAUGACUAUUUUCCCGACAGACUGAUGUUCGAUCUAUUUUUUAUUGUCAUUUUACCCUCGUUUCAAAAAAGUUUCCUCAUUCCAUGAGGCCAUUCCGGGCGCAACACUUAUCGCCACCCCAAUGUAAACAAAAUUCUCGGUGCAGAAACGUAUUCGCAGAUAAAGAUGGGUCACAUGGUUCGAAUAAUAAUUAAAUUUUUUAUUUUUCUUUAUGUUUACAAACGAAAAUACUCGUGGCGAUAAGCGGUGUAGUGAUAAGCCACAAUGUCAGUUCUGCAAACAAGGUUGCGGUAAACAAAAUGUGUCUAAUGUAGAGUACGUUCUACGAGAAGAUUUCGAAUGUAUUUCGGAGAAGAAAAAAGGAAUAAAUCAAAAUAUCAACAAUAGUCGUUGAGCUGCGACGCUAACAUUUUCUUUAAACUUACAGGGGAAGUACUCCAAUUGCGACGCUCAGAUUUUCUUUAAAUUUUGCACACACGUCGGGUAUGGACUAAAUAUCAAUUCCUGAAAGUCUUACGAGGGAAUGGUCUGAACUUCCCCCAGCGUUUGGGAAAAUGACUACAGUGAGGGACGGGAUCCAAUGGCAAAAAACGACUUAUUUUGCAUCCCGGAAGGGACCAAAAUGUCUCCAAACCCUUCCCUUCUCUAAGCUAAAAAACCCCGAUUUGAAGAUCCCGCCUUGAAGGAAAGGGCGCGCUUUUCAAAGCGGAGUUUUUUAGCUUAGAGACGGGAAGGGUUUGGAGUCAUUUUGGCCCCUUCCGGGAUGCAAAAGGAGACGUUUUUUGCCAUUGGAUCAGGUCCCUCACUGUAGUACAGGUGGAUAGAGCAUGUCAACUUUGGUAAAAAGAGCCAUUUUCCAGCUGCGGAAUAAGCCCGGCUGACGAGAAAAAUCGACCGAAAGUUCCACAAAAAUUUCCUCUUUCUCUUCCUUCGGAAAAGAAGAGCGGUGUCCAAUGGUUCAGUUAGCCGAGUGGAUAAAACAUCCGCUCGGUACUCUUUUGGGGGUUGGUUCGGUUCCGGGGUCUCGUGGAAGGACCAUGAUAAGCCUUUGAUGAGCAAGAUCAAACUCUCAACCCAAAAAAAUAUUUUGCCAUUUUUAUACGUUUUAUAGGGGCAUUAUACCAAAACAAUAAUCGUCAACAAAUGCAUUUUUGGGUGCUUCCGAACUUUCAAAGCGAUGGAACGGCGAAGUUACACUGGUUUGGUGAUAGACUUGACUUUGAAAAGGCAAAAUAAUUUUUUUUUGAUUGUUAGAGUUUGAUCUUGCUCGGUCCUUCGCGAGACCCCGGAAUCGAACCAACCCCCAAAAGAAUGCCGAGCGGAUGCUUAAUCCACUCGGCUAACCGAACCAUUGGGGACCGCUCUUCUUUUCCGAGGGAAGAGAAAGAGGAAAUUUUCGUGGAACUUUCGGUCGAUUUUUCUCUUCGGCCGGGCUUAUUCCGCAGCUGGAAAAUGGCUCGUUUUACCAAAGUUGACAUGCUCUAUCCACCUGUACUAGUCAUUUUCCCAAACGCUGGAGGAAGUUCAGACCAUUCCCUCGUUAGCUCGCGCUUUGCGGGUGCCGCCGAGAUAUCAAACCACUUUUGCCGCCGAGAGAGCACGCUAAACGUGGAGAGCGGUCAGAGAGGAACGCUCUUUUUGGCCAUAACUUUGGCAGUUUCGUGCGGAAAAAUUUGAUUUUUUGUAAAAAUAUUAUCGUUUACGGUUGAAAUAGGCAUAAAACGUUUCGUGCCGAAAUUCGGCAAAAAGUCCUAAAUUUUGGCCGACUUUCGAUCAAAAAAAUCUCGGUUGUUUCUGCAAAGCGCGAGCUAGGAUUCUCGUAUAUAUCUUAGAAAAAAUUAUUCUAAAUUUGUGCCAAGUUUCAUCAUAAUCUGAGCGUCGCACUUGGAGUACUUCCCUGUUAGCCCGGGUUAAAAAAUUGUCAAGUUCGCAGACUCACAGUCCUUUUGCGCCGUCGGCAAUUGAAUCGUUGCCUACUGUUUCUCAUCCAUAGGCUCGACCACAACGUCAAAAUCCACUUUUCAACGCCAAAACAAUAAUUCCACACCCAUGUGUGCACGGCUCCCCGAACAUGUUGUUUUUAUCGAGUUCAGGAAACAUUCACCAACAUUAGUCGCAGAGCUCAAGCUCUCUGCUCAGAGGCGUGGAUUCGGCUUCGGCUGUGGCCUCGAUGAAGCCUUAUCAGCGUGGAAUCGCACUUGUUUUGCACGCCGGUGGGGUAUAAAUACACACAAAGUUCGAUGGAGGUAAACAUAUACAUAUAGGUUGGUUGCUGAAACAUUUUGACAUGUUUUUAGGCGAUUUUUUUUAGCGAAAAAGCUACGAGUCGUCCGGAAAGUGGCAAGACACAUUUUUGAAGAUUGCACUGUGCGAAAAAGUCAGGGUGCGAGCGACAGCCCAAAAAAGACAUUUGCACGGUGCAAAAAACAAAAAAUUGCACAGUGCAGAAUAAACCUUUGUUUUCGCACAGUGCAUGUCGCCAAAAUCACUCCAGCGACUUUCCGGACAGACUAACAGUCUGUCGGGAAAAUAAUGUGGACAUGUCGCGACUUAAAAUUUUCCAUCAACUCCUUUGCAACGGCUAGCCGCAGCUAGGGAUUUGGUGCGCCACUGCGACAAGGAUAGAUAUUUUGUUCCGAAAAAUCCACAUUAUUUUCCCGACAGACUGAUGCUGGUCGCGCCACGAAGUCCGUAGAGUUUUGCACAGUGCUUUCAUCGCUUUUUUCGCAUGCAACGCUGCACUAGCGAGAUACUUUUCUGCGAGCGCACAAAAAAUACCACAGGCUUUAUGGCACACCUAGUAUCUUGGCUGAAAUUUUUAGGGCCUUAUGUGUGGACUAGGCAAAGCAAAGGUCCCAAAUUUAAAGACAGUAUAAGUUCUGACCUUUGAAAAUUUUAACUUUUAGCUCAACGUCUCCCUUGACUUUGUGGAUUUUUUGGCCACAAUUUUUUUCACUUCAGCGACGCGAUCAGCGACUUUGUGCUCAUUAUUUUCCCGACAGACUGAUAAUCUUUAUUUCUACAGAAGCCAUGACCGAGACGAUUCCCAAGACCCAAAGAGCGGCCGCUUAUGACAAGCACAACUCGCCCAUUUCCAUCCGCGAACUUCCCGUCCCCGAGCCCGAAGCUGACGAUGUGCUGAUCAAAGUGUUGUACACCGGCGUCUGCCAUUCGGAUCUGAGUAUCUGGAAAGGCCUCUUCGACGGCCCGCAGAAAUUCCCGUGUGUUGGAGGGCAUGAGGGCGCUGGAGUGGUCGUUAAGUUGGGAAGCAAUGCGAAGUAUCUGAAGGUUGGAGAUAAGGUUGGAGUCAAGGUAAAAUACGAGAAUUUUUGAUGACUUUGCGGGGUGGAAAAUUGGAGAAAUAUUUUUUUAAUACAGCAAAGCCUUUGCAGAACGAAUUUCAGGGGAGUAAAAAAAUAUUUGUUAUAGAAGGAGUUCGUUGUAGAGAGGUUUGUUUUGGGGUAAAAUUAGCCUGUAGGACCGUUAAAAUUGUCCGUUAUAGAAAAGUUUUGUUGUAUAGAGGUCUUACUAUCGUUUCUGUAAAUUUGAAGCUAAAAAAUCUCGGAUAUAAAGAAGAAAAUUCUGCUCUACAUUUGGAACAAGUUUGGUAAAAAUUUUGGAAAAACUACUUUUUUUUAUUUAAAAAAUUAAAAAAUUUCAAAAAAAGUUCAAAAUUUUUUUUGUCUUUCAAAAAAAUCAAAGGUUAAUAAAAGAUAUAUAAUCUUUUCCAGUGGAUCAACGGGACCUGUAACAACUGUGAGAUGUGUCGGCGUGGGUUUGAGCCCAAUUGCCCGGACGCCAUCAACUCCGGCUUCUCCAGACACGGCUCUUUCCAACAAUACUGUCUGAUGCGCGAAAAUGAAGCCAUCAAAAUUCCGGAUGGACUUGACUUGGCGCAGGCUGCGCCCAUCCUUUGCGCCGGUUUGACCGUCUACAAGGCGCUGUUGGUGUCCGGAGCGCAAGCCGGCGAUAUUGUGGCGAUUAAUGGAGCUGGCGGCGGAUUGGGAAGUCUGUGCAUUCAGUACGCAAAGGCUAUGGGAUUCCAGGUAAAAAACCAUAAAGUUUCCUUUUUUGAUUUAUUGGAACAAAUAAUUAAAAUUUAGAACAAGUGAAGUUCAAUUAAUCGUAUUUUAAACUUUUUUAAAAAUUUCUUUUCAAAAUUUUUGUGACAAAAAAAUAUUUUUUGAAAUUCGACAAAAAGUCUCAAAUUUUUUUCGACUUUCGACCGAAAAAUCUCUACCGUUUCUGCCAAGCGCGAGCUAGGAUUCUCGCAUAUAUUUUAGAAAAAAUCAUUCGGAAUUUGCGCCAAGUUUCAUCAAAAUCUGAGCGUGGCACUUGGGGUACUUCCCCUGUAAAUCAAAUUUUUAAUUUUCUCAAAUUUUUUCAAUUAAAAAAUUACAAAAAAAUGUAAAAAAUAGUUUUUUUUGAGUUUUUUCCAGCAAAAAACCGGUCGGAAAUUUUUGAUGAAUUGUAUCUGCUAAGCCCGUAUUUUGUCUUGAAAAGCAAAAUUUUUUUGAUUUUUCAAAUUUUUUUCCGACAAAAAUUAGUCAAAAUUUUGUUUCAAGCCAGACCCGUAUUUUUCAUAAAAUUUCCUGAUGUUCGCACUUUUUUCCCGCUAAAAGUCAGCCAGAAAAUCGCCAGAGAUUUACUGCGACCGUAUUUUACCUUAGCAACGACAUUUACAAGUUUUUCCAGGAAAAAAUCGGAAAGUUCUAACUUCCGUAUUUUACUUUAUAAGCUAAUUUCUUGAUUUGUCAAAUUUUUUGAGCAAAAAAAGCGGUCAGAAAAUUGUAAUUGAACAACUGUGAUACACCGUAUUUUACUUUCAAAAAUAGUUUUUUUGAUUUUUCAAAUUUUUUCCGGCUAAAAAUCGGUCAGAAAAUCAUACUACUACAGGGUGGUUCAGCCGAAGCUUCCAUCCUUAUUUCAAGUAUUUCUCCGCCGAUAAUGCACCAAUUUUUAUAAAAUUUAUAUCAAAUUGGAGCUGAGGUUCCCCAUUUUUUGUCCACCAAAUAUGACAGGCCCCAGUUCAAGAAUACCCCCAUACUGACCUUUGACAUUUUCAUUCCAAAUUUUGGAGCCCGAAAUCGGUGAAACUUAGAAAAUUUUUGGAAUGAUUUUCAAUUGAGUUUCUCGGACUUGGAAAAUAUUCGAGUCUUUGGCUAAAUAAGACAUUUAGAUGUAGGUGAAAAAAUUGACGGCAGUCAACGGAAUACUCCUAAUUAAUCUGAAGGCAUCGCUCUUGUGUUCUGGGGUAAUAGGCUUCGUUAAUCGAAAUUUUAAAAAAUACGAACAAAUGGGCGAAACUGUCUAUGUGGAUGACGAAAUCCACCCUGAAGAUAAAUAACGAGUUGUAAGUCCUGGAUUGCUCGAGAAAAGAGCUUUCGUUUUCAAUCGUUCGAUUUGGUGCCGCGCCGGCCCGCGCCGGAUUGAAAUAUGCUUUUUAGGCACUUGCUACUUCUGUAAACCUUACCUUUUUUUAAAAAUUUUCAUCGAAUUUGGCGACUUUGUUUUUGCCGGAAAUCCUAAAAUUUUCCAAGUCCGAGAAACUCAAUUGAAAAUCAUUCCAAAAAUUUGCUAUGUUUCACCGAUUUCGGGCUCCAAAAUUUGGAAUGAAAAUGUCAAAGGUCAGUACGGGGGUAUCCUUGAACUUGGGCCUGUCAUAUUUGGUGGACAAAAAAUGGAGAACAUCAGCUUCAAUUUGAUAUAAAUUUUAUAAAAAUUGGUGCAUUAUCGGCGGAGAAAUACUUGAAAUAAGGAUGGAAGCUUCGGCUGAACCACCCUGUACAACUUCCAAGUUCCGUAUUUUACUUUAAAAUGGAAUUUCUUGAUUUUUCAAUCUUGUUAAAACAAAAAAUCGGUCAGAAAAUUGUAUUAGAACAACUGGCCAAUACUGUAUUUUACUUUCGAAAAUAUUUUUCCUGAUUUUUCACAUUUUUUCCGACUAAAAAUCGGUCAGAAAAUUUAACUGCAACAACUUUCAGCACCGUAUUUUACUUUCAAAAAAAGUUUUCCUGAUUUUUCAAUUUUUUCCAACAAAAAAUCGGCCAGAAAAUUGCACUAAAACCACUGUAUAAUACCGUAUUUUACCCUCCAAUCAAGCACACCCCAAAUUUUUCAGGUCCUUGCGGUGGAGACCAAGGAAAAGGAGCAGUUCUGUCGCGCGCUCGGCGCCGAUUUCUUUGUCUGUCCCUUCUCCUCCAAAGACAUUGUCGCGGAGGUGCAGGCGCUGACGCAGGGCGGUCCACACGCCGUCCUCAACGUCACCAACGCCGUCGCGGCCAUCAACAAGUCCGCCGAGUAUGUGCGCACACGCGGCGUCGUGGUUUUGGUGUCAUUGCCGCCGGGCGAACUGAACCUGAACAUCAUUUCGACCGUGUUUCGGACGGUCGACAUCCGCUCCACGUACGUGGGGAAUCGCAUCGACACGGUGAAGGCGUUGGAUUUUGUGGCCAGAGGGCUGGUUAAAGUCCCCAUUGUAGUGAGGCCAUUUGACAAGCUGAAUGAGACGCUGGACGAGCUGAAAGCCGGCAAACUGAAGGGUCGAGUGGUUCUCGAUCUGUGGAAAUAG
Bursaphelenchus xylophilus (pine wood nematode) is the source of this 6911-nucleotide messenger RNA. The record is from the annotation of a GenBank genome assembly. NCBI's taxonomy places the organism in Eukaryota, Metazoa, Nematoda, Chromadorea, Rhabditida, Aphelenchoididae.